Messenger RNA from Lodderomyces orthopsilosis Co 90-125, 1923 nucleotides. RefSeq names its product CCR4-NOT core subunit (gene NOT5). The coding region runs from base 1 to 1923 and encodes 640 amino acids. Gene Ontology annotation, cellular component: nucleus; P-body; CCR4-NOT core complex. The transcript has a single exon. The record is from RefSeq and is a predicted model, not a curated record. Gene Ontology annotation, biological process: regulation of DNA-templated transcription; nuclear-transcribed mRNA poly(A) tail shortening. NCBI's taxonomy places the organism in Eukaryota, Fungi, Ascomycota, Pichiomycetes, Serinales, Debaryomycetaceae.
AUGAGUGCCAGGAAACUACAGCAGGAGUUUGACAAGGUCAAUAAGAAAAUUGCAGAGGGUCUUGCGGCAUUUGAUGACACCAAAGAGAAGAUGCAAAAUUGUGAAGUUCCUUCACAAAGGGACAAGUUGGAGAACGACUUGAAAAAGGAGUUGAAGAAGUUGCAAAGGUCGCGAGAUCAGUUGAAGAUAUGGUUAGGUGAUAGUGGUAUAAAGCUAGACAAGUCUUUGCUACAAGAGAAUCGUACAAAGAUUGAACACUCAAUGGAUAUAUUCAAGGAGUUGGAGAAGUCAUCCAAAAUCAAGCAAUUUUCAAACGAAGGGUUGGAGUUACAACGAGAAACAAAAAAGCUGUCUCGGUUUGGAGACGUAGAAAAACUACAAGAGGCAUGUGAUUACAUUACAGGAGUAAUUGAACAGUUGACAAACCAGAAUGACGAAUUGGACCAGGAGUUGGAUUCACUUGGAGCUCAACUGAAGAAAAAAGGUGGAUACUCUGUACAAAGUUCGAUAGAGGAUAUCAAGUAUAAAAUAGAUCGAAAUAAUACUCAUGUUGAAAAAUUGGAAGAGGUGUUGGAUAAUUUGGAAAAUGACAGAUUGGAUCCUGCAAAAAUUGAUGAUAUCAAAGAUGAUUUAGACUACUACGUUGAAAUGAACCAAGACGAGGAUUACGUUGAAUAUGACGAAUUUUACGAUCAAUUAGAGGUUGCCGAUGAUGAAGAAGAAGAGUUGGAAGUGGAAGGAAGUUUGGCUCAAAUGGCUGCCGAAUCAUUUGAAGAAGAGGAAAGAAAGAGACUAGAAUUGCAACAAUUGGGUCAACAACAGUCGGAAGCCACACGUGCAAGCCAAUCAUCGGCAUCCUCUUCGAUAGCACCACCAGCGCAUCAAGUAAAGUCGGGCUCUGUGUCUUCCUCGUCUGAUGCCCAUUCGCAUGGUCAUUCAAACACAGCAGCCACUAGUGCAAAAGCAGAAAUACUGGCAAAUGGUACUACUACUACAACAACACCAGUUAAGAAAGCAAAAGCAAUGAAUGUUGUGCCGGCUCCUCCCCCACCAAUUACCAAUACCGUUUCAUAUUCUAGUGUGAUCAAAGCAGCCCAAGCAGCGGGCACUAGUGAAGCCAAUGCUACUUCAUCGAACCACACGUCAAGCUCAAACAACACACCAAAAGUUAACAACAAUGUACCUCUUGCUACCGCACUUGGAUCUACUGCUUCUGGUACACCAAGUAAAGCGCCACCUCCAGGGUUUGGUCAACCACUUGCUUCUGUCAGGUCACAGUCUGCUUCUCCACUUACAAGCGAGUCUAAUUUAAAUGAUAUUGACCAGAGAACAACACAACCAUUGAAAAAGAAGUUGUCUAACACGUCACAAACAUCAUUGGUUUCGAACUAUGAUUCUGGUUUGGGUGAUUCAUUCAACUUGUUAAUGAAUAUAACUAGCAGUCGGUUGAACGAUCCAUUACCAAUACAAUCAAUUGGUAACUUGCUAGAAAGUUCAUUAUUGAAUUGCCCGGAUUCUUUUGACGCUGAAAAGCCUCGGCAGUACGUUCCACAAAAUGUUCAUCCCUCACUGGUUGAUUAUCCUCAAGAGCCAAUGUUUGAAUUGAAUUCUGCUCACUACAUGCAAAAGUUUGACGAUGAUACUUUAUUCUUUUGCUUUUACUAUAGUGAGAGCAUAGACAACUUUGCCAAGUAUAAUGCAGCAAAUGAGUUGACAAAACGAGGCUGGGUAUUCAAUACAGAGGUUGGUCAAUGGUUUUCCAAAAAGGACACCAAACCUUCUGGGUCAAAGAGAUUACUGAUGUUGCUCCAAAAGGAGGAUUCUCUAGAACCUCAAGGUGAAUCCAAUGGUAAUGCUCAAUUUAAGAAGUACUUUGAUGAAAAGACAUGGCUUGUUAGAAAUGCUAACCUGAAAAAAGUAUAG